UUGUCAAAAUCAGUCAAAGACGAUCCUGAUUUCGUUCCAAAUCCAUCAGCUGGUUCAACUGCGCUACAUGGGGCUUGUUUUGCUGGUCAUUUGGAUAUCGUGAAAUUCUUAUUCCAACAUGGUGCUGAUUGUUUUCUCAAGAAUCAUGCUGAUGAAACACCGAUCGAUAAUGGACGAACGAAACCAAACAUUAUCAAAUAUUUUACGGAGAAUCUUAUUCUUAGUUAUUCCAUCAAAACCAAGGAAUUACCUUAUUUACCCAUUCGUGAAGAAGAUGAAGAUUAUGUGAUCGAUUGUUUUUGGGAAUACAAACCAUUUAAAGAACAGAAAUGGUUUCCAUUUUCCGAAUCAGAGUCGGACACUCUUCAAGGAUCACUGAUAGUCAAGCCAGAACAAAAAUUUAAACGCGAGAUUCAUUUACAAGUACGCGGUGGAACUUAUGCUGUUUCAUUAAUUCAAUUUCUACGUUCAGGAAAAGAAGCUGGUUUCACUCAAAAAAUUGCCUGGGUUCGUUGUCGAGGUUCAUCGAUCUUAAAUUUCAAUUGUUAUUGUCUAUGGCAAAUCAUGUUUACCAAAUAUCCCAAAGCCGUAACAGAGCCAUCGUUGACGAUGUUAACCAUACCGACGGCUUAUGACAGUAACUUUAAAGUUCAUCUUGAUUCAUGGUAUUUCUGUGAUGCCAAGACCAGUGCUCAAUUAGAUCACACUAUGAAAUAUCGACGAAAAUAUAUUCGUUUAGUACUUUCUCGUGUUUGUCAUGAUGAAUUACUAUUUGAUUUACAAACAUUUUCAUUUACCAAUGAAAGUGGAAGUGUUACCGGUUCUAUUCGAUGGAUACCGAAGAUGAUUUCGAAUAAUUCACGCAACAAAAAUAAAAUUAUCGGCAUUGGUGAUUUUCAAACAUUAGCUAAUUUAGACCCAAUACCUUUAACUACGGCACGAUUGAGACAAGUUUUACAAAAAGAUGAUCGGAUAUCCAUCGCUGAUGAUGACGAGCUUCUGGAAAAUGAAGAAGAAUACGAUUUCGAUACGGAAGUAGGUGAUAUUGAAGACAAUGAGAAUAAAUACAAAGCUGUGAAUAAGGCACCCACCACUCCCAUUAAUCAAUCAUGGUCAAUACAAGAUCUUGCUGAUGGAGAAGGAGAUCCUCAACUGGGUUCGUCGGCAUCUUCGAUGACGACAAGCAAAUCUGACGCUUCAGAUGAUCUUGGUGACAAACGAAUGGAUGAUUUUAUCAAUGAAGCAGCAGCAAAAGUUCGUUCAUCACAACAAAAUCGUUUAGAAGAAAAAGUUACUAGCAAUACAUCGAAUGAUGAUGAUAAAAAUUCAGCUGCGAUCAAAGUCCAACUAUCAGAAUUAGAAAAGAAAAAUGAUAAAUUGAAACAAGAUUUACAAAAUGAACAACGACGAAUAAAACAAUUAUUAGAUUCAGGUAACAAACAUGAACAAGACGUGGCACGUUUAUUAGAUCAAAUUGCUAAGAUGGAAGGACAACAGAAAGAAAAUGAACGACAACAAGCAAAAUUAAGAGCAAUGGAUAGAGAUAUCAAAACAGUAGAUUAUAAUAAUAUUCAACAUGAAGUGAUCCAUCGAUUUUUAACACCGAAAGAUUCGAUCAUUAUUCGUUAUUUACAAGAUUUAGUAAAAAAUCUCGAUCCAUCAUUCAACGAUCGAGUACCGAAAAUAAUCUUUGCUGGAAAAAAUAAUCAAUACAUUGUUACUGUUGUUGGUUUUCCUGCUCAUCAUCAAGGAUUCAAAGAUGUUUUACAACGUAUUUGGUCGCUGAUGAAUGUCAU
Messenger RNA from Rotaria sordida, 1796 nucleotides. Lineage: Eukaryota; Metazoa; Rotifera; Eurotatoria; Philodinida; Philodinidae. The record is from the annotation of a GenBank genome assembly.